UAGUAGGCUGGAGGAGGAGGGGGGAGGGGCCUGCGCUGCUCGGGUUGAGAGCAAACUUGCGUAGUCUUGCCACGGUUCUCGUCAUCUGCCUGCCUCCUUCUUUCUAUGGACAGCUUGAAGGGAGUAAAAGAAACCGCUCAGGUUGUUGUCGUCGGGAGCGCAGCGCCUUUCGAGGGCCCGGCGAUGAUUUAACCACGGAAAAACCGGGACCGAAAUAGGGGCAGGGGAAGAAAAAGAGACGACGGCGGAGAGGAGAGAGGAGGAGAGCGGCCGUCGGAGAUGUGCGGUCGGGCAGAGAUUGCUGCGGUAACCCUGUCUAGGCCUGGACUGUGCAGAUUGUUCUGAGAGGAAACCGAUAACAAACAGGGGAAGUGAACAUGGCCGGGACCUCUGCCUUCUUUUCCAACGGCCCUAUUUCGUGGAUGGACAACGACGCAGAGAUGAACAACCUGUACCGAGACCUGGAGCUGGGUACUGUGCUGACUAUGUUUUACUCUAAGAAAUCCCAGCGGCCUGAGAGAAGGACUUUUCAAGUAAAACUGGAGACCAGGACUAUUGUCUGGACCCGCAGCACAGAGAAAAUAGAUGGAGAGAUCGACAUUCGAGAGAUUAAAGAAAUCCGUCCUGGCCAGAAGUCUCGGGAUUUUGAUCGCCAUGGGGAUGACUCGUCAAUACGGGUCGAACCAGCUUAUUGCUUUGUUAUUUUGUAUGGGACAGAGUUUCGCCUUAAAUCCCUCAGCCUCGCAGCAACAUCUGAUGAAGAAAUGACCAUGUGGGUGAAAGGGUUAGGCUGGCUUGUGGCCGACACUCUGAAGUCACCAACACCGCUUCAAAUAGAACGGUGGUUACGCAAGCAGUUCUAUGCAGUUGACCGCAACAGAGAGGACAGGAUAUCCUGUAAGGAUCUGAAGAAUAUGCUGAGCCAGGUCAACUACAAGGUGCCAAACAUGAGGUUCCUCAAAGAGAAACUUCCGGACUCAGAGAUGAGGAACGGUGAUGUGUCCUUUAGCCAGUUUGCCCAGCUGUACCGUAACCUCAUGUUUGAUGCUCAGAAAAAC
Austrofundulus limnaeus is the source of this 1058-nucleotide messenger RNA. RefSeq names its product 1-phosphatidylinositol 4,5-bisphosphate phosphodiesterase gamma-1. Gene Ontology annotation, molecular function: phosphatidylinositol-4,5-bisphosphate phospholipase C activity; calcium ion binding. Gene Ontology annotation, biological process: phosphatidylinositol metabolic process; phosphatidylinositol-mediated signaling; release of sequestered calcium ion into cytosol. Gene Ontology annotation, cellular component: ruffle membrane. NCBI's taxonomy places the organism in Eukaryota, Metazoa, Chordata, Actinopteri, Cyprinodontiformes, Rivulidae. The record is from RefSeq and is a predicted model, not a curated record.